Molecule: messenger RNA, 1214 nt
Organism: Vavraia culicis subsp. floridensis
Lineage: Eukaryota; Fungi; Microsporidia; Pleistophoridae
Exons: 1
Coding region: 1-1179 (392 amino acids)
Biological process (GO): 7-methylguanosine mRNA capping
Cellular component (GO): nucleus
Molecular function (GO): mRNA 5'-cap (guanine-N7-)-methyltransferase activity
Source: RefSeq, a predicted model, not a curated record
AUGGAUGGGAAUCACGGAACAGAAAAUGUAGGAAACAACCGGGACAAAAGUGCGAAAGUCGGUGACGCACACUCUAACAAGGGGAGCAGUGAAUCGGAUCGUACCAAAGAAGAAGAUAAAGGGUCAGCCAAGACGAAAUAUAUGUCGUGUUCGGGACAUAAAGGGGAAGUUACCUCUAAUCGCGAGUUCAGCACGAAAGGUGUGACAGCGGCGGAAGGAAGUAGAUUCGUAGCGAGUGAUAACUGCAAAAAUUCUGGUAAAGACGGAAAUGUUGCUACGACCGGUUCGUAUGCCAGUGAGAUCGCCGAACAUUACAACAGGAUCACCACCAAGUCAUACGUAGAGCGAAAAAAAUCAAGUAUAAUCAGCAUCAGAAAUAUGAACAACUUUAUCAAAUCGGUGCUGUUCAACUUGUACAUAGCGAAAAACGAUCGUGUUCUGGACCUGGGUUGUGGAAAAGGCGGAGACCUGCUGAAGUACAAAAAAAUAGGGAUAAGCUACUAUUAUGGACUGGAUAUUGCCGAUAAGAGCAUCGAUGAAUGUACACUGCGGUACAACAGGCACAGGUGCCCAUUCAAGGCUGAUUUUGACGUGUGCGAUGUGUAUCAUAGCACGUUAAACCUCGGAAGACAGUUCGAUGUAAUAUCCAUACAGUUUAGUUUUCACUACUCAUUCGAAUCAGAAGAUUCGUUUGCAGCAACCAAGCAUAACAUAAACGAACAUUUGCUUGAAAAUGGUUAUCUGUUGCUAACGGUGCCUGACAGGGAUGUGAUUCUGAGAAGGUAUCACCGGUCCAAGGCCGAAAACGAUGUCACAGAGAAAAACAAUAGCGAACAGCAGACAAAAUCAAAUAUAAGCUUUGGAAACGAAUACUACACGAUCGAGUUUCCGGCUAAUCCUAGCGACAGGGUAUUUGGCAAUCAGUAUUAUUUUCAUUUGCAGGAGGCGGUAAACGAAUGUGUAGAAUUUUUGAUUGAUAUACGUUAUUUGGUGCAGGAAAUGAAAAAAAUCAACUUGCUCGUGGUAGAAAACACCAAUUUCAUGAGUUUUUAUAACGCGAACAGCGGCAAAUUUGCAGGGUUGAGAAGAAAAAUGCUACCGAUGCGGCUUAACACUGACGAGGUAAAAGUAAUGGAGUUGUACCGUGUUAUUGUUUUCCAAAAGAUGAAUGGCAGAUAGGUCGUGCCCAUGUAAUAAAAACAAUUCUUUAAUGC